Molecule: messenger RNA, 1176 nt
Organism: Klebsormidium nitens
Lineage: Eukaryota; Viridiplantae; Streptophyta; Klebsormidiophyceae; Klebsormidiales; Klebsormidiaceae
Source: the annotation of a GenBank genome assembly
AUGGCGGAUUUCCGGGCGUUGCCGGAGGAGGUCGUGCUCCUCAUCUUGCAGAGAGUGGUGGCGUCAUCUGGGCAGGACUUCGUCAGCGUCAGCCUUGUGUCCAAGCAGUUUAGAAAGCUUGCGCGCGACACGCACUGUGCGUUCUUCGAAUCGAGGCUGGGGCGGACGCGCUCAGCGGAGAAGGACAAAGUGCACUCUUUUGUUGCCUUCCUGAAAGGACGCGAGGACUUGGAGAGCCUGACCUUAAAAGACGUGGCAUGGUUGCACGUGCCUCUGCUGAGAAAGCGCAUUUCGAAGCUGCCAAACGCGUUCUACGACGACGCCCGAUGUCCAUUGAAUGAGGCAAUCGGAACACUUCAUUCGUUGGUAGAGCUUCGGAUGUCUGAGAACAAGUGGUGGCUGCCGGUUAGCCUUGAGAGUCUCACUUCGCUUACGAGCUUGGACUUGUCGGGCAGCAAGCUGAACGGUCGAGAAAAAGUCCUGAGUGUCCAAAGCCUUGGGCAGCUUCGAGCUCUAACAGCCCUCGACCUAUCAAACAACCCAGUUGGCUUCGAAGGCGCCCAGUCGCUAGCUCCCGUUCUGCAAAGCCUCCCAGCCCUGAAAAGCCUGAAACUAGAAGCGAGAACGGAGUACAACAUCGGUCUGUGCUACUACAACGGAAAAGGUGUGGCUGAAGACGAAGAAGCGGGGGUUCGGUGGUUCAGGAAAGCCGCGGAACGCGGCAAUGCUGACGGUCAGAACCACCUGGGCUGGUGCUAUCUGCACGGAAGUGGCGUGGAAACCGAUCUGGCACGUGCUGAGAAGUGGCUCACGAAGGCUGCGGAACAAGACCAUUCAGACGCGCAGUGCAGCCUCGGGUCGCUGUUCAAGUUGGCUGCGAAACCGGAUUACGCUCGCUCACUUAAGUGGUACACUGAAAGGGUGCAGAAAAUGGCCAUGCAUAAGCGGCGCUCGGCGUUGCCUCGGCCUACGCUACCGGGAAAGGCGUCGACCGAGAUUCCGAAAUGGCUGCGCGGUGAUACAGAGAGGUUGCCGACCAAGGCAACUCCCAGGCGCAAUGGAUCUUGGGCAUGUGCUAUCACGACGGCAGAGGGGUGGAAAGAGACGACGACAGCGCGCUGGAGUGGCUUGGGAGGGCAGCCAAUCAAGGGUAUCCUCUCGCGCAGCACUGGCUAG